Messenger RNA from Peronospora matthiolae, 249 nucleotides. The record is from the annotation of a GenBank genome assembly. Lineage: Eukaryota; Oomycota; Peronosporomycetes; Peronosporales; Peronosporaceae.
AUGGUUUGGGGUGAUGAAGUAGCCAAAAAGGGAGGGACCUUGUAUCUCUCAUCUAGUGGUAGCAACGGGUUGUGUCAUGUACCACAUCUCUACGCUCAUGAGACUUUCGAGCGCUGGAAGGAGCUGUUCAAUGACGCGUGCAAAGUUGCCGCGCAAAUGCAUGAUCAUAUCCUCCUGCGUCGUCAGCUGCCAGGAACCCCUUCGUCGACUAGUGAAAAGUGGCGUCUUUCGACAUCAAAGAACGUCUAG